CAUAAGAUGGAUAGUAUUAUAUCUUGUUAGUUUUAUCUGUUAUUAUCUUAUCAGGUUUAUUUGUAAAUUCUAGGUAGUAAUAUCUAUAGAUCAUUGUUGGUAUGUCAUGGGGACCAGAAAAUUAAAAAAAUUGUAUCAGUUGUUGGGACUACUGAGUGUGUACGUGUAUCAAUCAGAUUGGUAGCUGAUAGCUUUUCAAAUUCCAAUUACGCAUUUGAACAAGUCAAUGAAAGCAUCAUUUAAACAAAAAUUGUAAACAAAACAUAAAUCAGACGGAGAAAUGAUUUCAUCACCAUGGGCCCCAGUUAGCCCUCCUAACUAUUACCCUUGUAGAGUAUGAUUAAGCCUGCAGACGGCCAAUGGAAUAGGGAAGAUGGAGAUGGGCACGAAUAUGGGAACCCAUUCAGUCCAUUCGCUGGAACUUGUGGAGAAUUAAAUAAUAGAAUAGUAGAGUGGUUGUGUUAUCAGUUUGGGGUCUGACUGAUUGAAAGAAAGAGCGACGGUGUGAAAAGUUGAACUGAUGGAAGAAGGGGAUGAGGGAAGGGAGCAGAAUAAGAGGGAUGAAGAAGAAGAAGAGGUAGGUGAGAUUGGGAAGAUUCCUGAUGAUGUGUUGAUAGAGAUAUUGGUGAGAGGGGGAAUAGGAGAGUGGGAGCAGAUAGCAUGCGUUAAUAAGCACUGGGCCAGUCUUCUCAGCUCUAAUUGUGAAUGCUUCUGGCAAGCUGCACUUUCCUACCAUUAUCCACUCAUGGCAGUCCCUUCUCUCCCUCUCCCUCUCCCAUGGCCAGGCCCCAUUCCUCUACCCAACAACUCCAAGACCAGAUUCACGGCUUUAUACAUUGCUCAACGCAUCUUUGCUUCUCAUCCUCACAAUUUGCAACUACACCAUCACUUUCACGAGAUCGUGGGCCACACUUAUCUCUUCUUGAAACACCAACUUCAACUUUUCAUUAUGCCUCCCCACAGUGGAAUUCUUCAUGGAACCAUCAUUGAUCAGUUCAUUGCCUGCGGCAAGUCCCGAGAAAUCGCCCACCAACUUGCUUCUCGGAUUUGGCUUGCUGUCCUCCACAAUUUGGACGACAACCACCACACAUUUUCCAUGCUUAAACGCCUUGCCCAUGAAGGGGAUGUUUUUCUUCCAUUCCCUUAUACCAGAUCAUUAGAAGUACAGUGGAGGGUGUUUGAGAAGCUUUUUACUGAUUUUCGUGAUUGCUUCAACCAAUCAGAUUAUUAUGAUAUGUUGGCAUGUGCCAAAAGCAGGUUUCCGCAUAUACCAUCUUCUUGGUUAGGUUACUAGCAGAUACCAAUGAACCUAACCUUUCUGCGGAUAAAAUGGCGCCUUUUUCUUUUAACAAAAAAAGUAUAUAUCUAUACCUUCAUUCACGUAUCUCUAGAAUGGACCAGCUCUGAGAUCCCAAUUGAUCACAUCAAACGCUUUUGCUCCCAUUUUUUUCUUGGUGCGUCCUUCGAUUUCAAGGGUGAUGUACUAUUAUAUUUAGAAUAUAAUUUAAAUGUGCUAUUGGAGUAAACAAAUUUUCUAACAUAUCUAAUGAUUUGUAGUAAUUGGAAC
Messenger RNA from Vigna umbellata (rice bean), 1567 nucleotides. RefSeq lists its product as uncharacterized. Gene Ontology annotation, molecular function: protein binding. The record is from RefSeq and is a predicted model, not a curated record. Lineage: Eukaryota; Viridiplantae; Streptophyta; Magnoliopsida; Fabales; Fabaceae.